AUGCCACCGCGAAAGAGGCAAGCUGACACCGAGUCCGCGGCGCCCGUCGCAAAGCGUCGCUCGGCGCGCCAGGCUCAGCAACAGACAGUCGCGGCUCCUGAGCCUGCGGCGGCGCCCAAGAAGAAUGCAAAGGUGGGAGGAGCUGCGGCGUCGGCUAAGGGGCGGGGAUCGGGGAAGAAGGCGCCGCGGUCCAAGGUAGAGGAUGAUGAGGAGGAAGAGGACAAGGUGCCGGCGCGUGAAGAACACGUGGAGAAGAAGAAGAAGGAGAAGAAGAAGGUCGCCGUGGCUGUGGAAGAGUCUGGCGAUGCGGACGGGGCGAAGAAGAAGAAGGGAGGGGACAAGAUGACAAAGGAGAAGAAGGGCAAGACGGCUGACGACGGUGGUACAGACGGCGGGAAGAAGGCCACGGGUGGUGGCCGGGGGUUCGAGAAUGGGAUAGAUGUGAGGUUUUCGAUUGAUGAUUUGCGGGCGAGGGAUAAGCCUGAGCCGUGGGAUGGUAUCCGCAACUACGUUGCUCGGAAUAACAUGAAGGCUAUGAACGCAGGCGACAAGGCCUUUUUCUACCACUCAAACUGCAAGGAGCCGGGCAUCGCGGGCAUCAUGGAGAUUGUCAAGGAGUACUCAGAAGACAAGGGCGCGCGCCGACCAGGAACCCCUUACUACGACGCGACGGCCACCAAGGAGAAGAACCGAUGGGGACUCGUGCACGUUCAGUUCGUGAAGAAAUUCGCGGUGCCCCUGACGCUCAAGGAGCUGCGGGAGAUGGGCGAGGCGGGAAGCCCCUGGAGAGCAUGCAGAUGCUGA
Molecule: messenger RNA, 804 nt
Organism: Parascedosporium putredinis
Lineage: Eukaryota; Fungi; Ascomycota; Sordariomycetes; Microascales; Microascaceae
Source: the annotation of a GenBank genome assembly